AUGAACAAAAUGAACACACCAAUGGAAUUUCACAAGAAUAGUAACUCAGCGUUCUUGAAGGGGCUGGCAGCGAUCAGUAUGACGAUCUUCGCAUCCUUCUACCUGGUCAAGUUGUGGUACCUCAUCGCCCAAAACCAAGUACCUAACACCACUGUCACUGACUUGGCGGUCACUCACGAACACCUAUACGGUACUGCAGUUGCCGAUUAUGAUGAAUUGGCCAAGAGAGGUAUCAUUACCGAUGUUAUUGGAUUCUUCACCGAUGCUGCUAACAGUUUCUUAACCACCUUUGCUAAUGUUGCUGGUUACUGGGGUAAGAGGGCAUGUGACUACUUGCCUAUGGCCAUGCUAUUCGGAAUUCCAGCCAUUGCAACCGAUGCAGUUGCUUGUAUUGGUCUAUCUUUGGCUUCUCUAGUUUUGACAGCUAUCGCGCUCAUCGUUGGUACCGUUGGACAAAUUAUUGUCGGUUUGGGAAGUGAUUCUUCUUCUUCUUCUUCUUCAAGUCAUGCAACCCUACCUGAAGGUAUAACCAUGUUAGGUGCUGCUAGAAGAUCUCUACAAGCUAGAGAAGUUCUACAACACGGUCAAUUAGACAGUUUCAUCAGCUCUUCUCUCCCAGGUUUCACUCCUAGCGAAGAGAUUAACAGAAGUGUCCAAGAAAGUCUAAACAACGGCAAGUUGCUCAUUCUACCAACAGUCCUCUUUGCAGGUGUUAUUGGUGAUUCUCAGGGCGGUUCCGAACAAGCUGUAUGGGGUAUUGAACAUGCUGACCACUUCUCUGUUACCUUCACUGAACCAGGUGGAAAGGACGCUGCUUUGGCUGGUCUAUCCAAGUCUGUUCCUCAAGGUGGUGAAGCUUUGUGGCACUCAUACUCUGUUAAGGGCGCUGAUGUUAGUAAGGCUGCUGACAUCUUUACAAGACGUACUAGUAUUCUAAGCGGUGGUCUCGCAAGUAUCCAAGGCGCUUUGAACUUGAUUACAGAAACUGCAGGUUCAGGUAGUCCUCUAUCUGCUGCUGCCGAAGGUGUCUGUCUUGCUGCAGGUGGUACUAGUGGUACUGUCCUCGGUCAAUUGUACACCAACAGCUACGGAUCUGUUGACAGCAGAUGUUUGAACCCAGCUGGAUGGUCUGCUUAG
Molecule: messenger RNA, 1137 nt
Organism: Eremothecium sinecaudum
Lineage: Eukaryota; Fungi; Ascomycota; Saccharomycetes; Saccharomycetales; Saccharomycetaceae
Product: HCL569Wp
Exons: 1
Coding region: 1-1137 (378 amino acids)
Source: RefSeq, a predicted model, not a curated record